AUGGAUCGGCACUUGUUCCCUUUGCUGUCUUCAUUUCUUCUCCUAUUGCUUGCAAUGAAGGCUCUCAGAGUCCAUGCGGAGACCACAGAGCCCAAUCAAAGACCUUACAUCGUGUAUAUGGGAGAAAAACCAAAAGAAUUGGUUGGCCUGCCACCAAUAGCUCACUCAGAACUGCUCAAGAAAGCAACUGGAUUAAGCAAGGAGGAAGCGACGAAGCGUCUGAUAUAUAGUUACACCAAGAGCUUUAAUGGCUUCGCCGCUAUGCUUUCCGAUGAAGAAGCAAGGAAGUUAUCCGGCUUGGAAGAACUGGUUUCUGUUUUCCCAAGCAAGCAAAGGCAACUUCACACAACAAGAUCAUGGAACUUCAUGGGUUUUCCAUCGACCGUUCCACAUGGGCCCUUUGAGUCAGAUGUUAUUGUCGGCAUGAUCGACACAGGGAUCUGGCCUGAGUCAAAGAGCUUCAAUGAUAUCGGCUUUGGCCCACCACCAAGCAAGUGGAAGGGCAUAUGUCAGUCAAAUCACAACUUCACAUGCAAUAAUAAAAUUAUUGGAGCUCGAUAUUAUCAUCUUCAAGGCAACAUAAGUGAACAGGACAUACCCUCACCUCGUGAUAAUUUAGGACACGGAACCCACACAUCCUCUACUGCCGUCGGACGAUUUGUCAAAAAUGCAAGCCUUGCAGGUAUUGCAGAUGGAACUGCCCGCGGAAGCGUUCCUUUUGCGAGAAUUGCAGUAUACAAAGUUUGCUGGAGUGAUGGUUGCUCUGAUGUCGAUCUACUUGCUGCUUUCGAAGAUGCCAUUGCAGAUGGUGUUGACAUCAUCUCUCUUUCCAUUGGUGCUGGUGGCACCAUCAACUAUUUUGAUGACUCCAUAGCUAUAGGAUCUUUCCACGCAAUAAAGAAAAACAUUCUCACAUUGAGCUCGGCGGGAAACUCCGGUCCUGAUAUUUCUAGCAUUGAGAACUAUGCGCCGUGGCUACUCACAGUGGCAGCAAGCACCAUUGAUCGCAAGAUCGUUGCAAGAGCUAAACUUGGUAACGGAGAAGAAUUUCAGGGUAUGGCAAUUAAUACUAAUGGCUUGGAUGGUGAGAUGUAUCCUUUGAUAUUUGGCGGAAAUGCGCCCAACAUUUCUGGAGGUGCUAACUCAUCCAUCUCUAGUUUUUGCGGUGAAGGGACACUAGACAAGAAAUUGGUGAAGGGAAAAGUUGUUUUAUGUAGAGGCUUAAGCGAUGGCUCGGGUCUACUACUCGCAGGAGCCGUUGGAGCAAUUAUGCAAACAAAUGGUGCCAAUGACGACUCUUUCUGGUUCUCGCUUCCUGUCUCUGUGCUGCAAUCAAACAGUACCGAACAAGUUCAACAUUACACAAAUAAAACUAGCAAUCCUACUGCAAGUAUUUCUAAGAGUCAGGGCGUGUUCGAUGCAACUGCCCCAUAUGUUGUUUCAUUCUCAUCACGUGGGCCAAAUCCUAUUACCCCCAAUAUAUUGAAGCCAGACCUAACAGCACCAGGGGUUGGUAUUUUAGCAGCAUGGUCUCCACUUAGUAAUCCUAAGGUACCAUAUAACAUUAUGUCAGGCACAUCCAUGUCUUGCCCUCAUACAACAGGUGCCGCCGCUUAUGUCAAAUCAUUUAAUCCAACUUGGUCUUCAGCUGCCAUAAAGUCUGCUCUUAUUACCACUGUCUAUGUGAUGAGCUCAACUAAGAAUGCAGAGGCAGAAUUUGCUUAUGGAGCUGGUCACAUAAACCCACUCGCAGCUUUGAGUCCUGGUCUUAUCUAUGAUGCCCAAGAGGUAGACUACAUUAAAAUGCUAUGUGGUGAAGGCUACAGCACUAAAAAUCUAAAACUUGUCACUGGAGAUCAGAGCAGUUGCACUUCUACCAACAAUGGAACGGUUUUUGAUCUCAACUAUCCCACCUUCGCUUUGAGAGCCCAACAAGGAAAGACCUUUUCAGCUUCCUUCCAAAGAACAGUCACUAAUGUGGGAGUGUCAAAUUCCACUUACAAGGCGAUCGUGAAUUCUCCUUCUAGUCUCAAGAUUAAUGUUGAACCGAACGUCUUGGCUUUUGAAGCCCUUUUGGAGAAGAAAUCAUUUUCAAUCAAAAUUGAAGGGGAUGCUCCAAAGAUCACUAUCUCAGCUGUUUUGAUAUGGAGCGAUGGUACUUAUAAUGUCAGAAGUCCAAUUGUUGUUUAUACCAUCUAA
Molecule: messenger RNA, 2199 nt
Organism: Dendrobium catenatum
Lineage: Eukaryota; Viridiplantae; Streptophyta; Magnoliopsida; Asparagales; Orchidaceae
Product: cucumisin-like
Exons: 10
Coding region: 1-2199 (732 amino acids)
Biological process (GO): proteolysis
Molecular function (GO): serine-type endopeptidase activity
Source: RefSeq, a predicted model, not a curated record